CAAAAAAAAAAAAAAAAAAAGGUAGCGUGUUUAAUCCCCGCCUCUUGGAACUUCAGAACUAUAAAGGCAGAGCUCAUUCGAAUAUAACCAUCAAUUUCCUUUACCUGAAAGCUUCCGUACAUAUUUUCGUUCGAGCCAUACAGCUUUCCUUCUCACUUCCCUCCCGCAGCAAAACAAGAAGUCAACCAUAAGAUUUACUUUCAGAUGGCGGAGUCACAGAAGGGAACGCCAUCUACUAAACCAAAAGAGAAAAUUUCAGUGCUAGGUGAGGAAAUUGGAAAGGAGUUUCUUAGUUCCUGGAAAUCAUUGUCAGUGACAGAAGACGAUACUAUGGAUUUUAGCUUUGAUACAGUACCCAAAGGCCAGAAAAAGAAGUUCAACUUUGAGAAAUUGGAUAUGGAUUUCAAUCUGGAUGGUGAUUUUGACAAGUUAUCAUCAUUCAAAGUGGACAUGUCAGACCUUGAUUUCUCCCCACCCAGAAAAUCUGAAAAACCGAAGGAAAGAAGUGAAGAAGAAUCUUCCAGUGGAAAUCGUCAACGAAAAGAAGAUCGCUUUAAUUUCUCUUUUGAUUUUAAUGAGUUGGAUAGUUUCAAUUUUGAAUCAAGCUUAACGAAAAAAGAUAAGAAUUCUAACACCUCAGAUAGCAAAGGAGUUACUCCAGAGCCAAGUCAGUAUCAGGGUUCUAAAUUAAGCCUGACUGAAGGUAAUGCCGGGUGUGAUGAUUGCUUAGACAUGAAACUUCCAGCAUGCAAGAGUGUGGGCAUUUCAGAGGUUGAGAUUUUGAUAGGUGAUCAAGGGGAUCUUAAUUUCAUUAAUGAUGGUUCUGCUUCAAAAUCUGCAACCUCUGAAAAUUUGGUUGGGUCACAUGGGGGAGGAACUUCUCCAAGGAAAGCAAUAACUAUGACUGCAGGAGAAACUGAUCAACGAAAAAGCAUACCUGAGAAUUCAAUAUUUGCAGGACCAUAUGCUCAGCAGCUUAAACCUGAUUUACCUGUCCAACCUGUACAUGCAAAUGAUUCAAAUCUAGAUACUGUUUCAGAUGUUUCAGAAGCAAAAAUUUGUUCUCUGGGUACAAAAGAAAAAAAUGCUUCAAGUGGAGAGCCAAUUGAUGUUGACAAAGUGACGUGUAUUGUGGGAUCUGAUCAUGAAAACUCACCAAGGAAGAAUUCACCUCCAGUGCACAUCACUGGAUCAGAUAGCAAUGAUGGUGAAAGGAAUAAGUCAGGUGGCAAUGCACCAUUCAAACAUAUGAAUGACACUGAACCAGCUGAACCAGUCGAAGGUGAUUUAGACAUUAAAGAUACUUCCACCAAAAAUAACUCAAGAAAGAUGGCAUAUGACACCAAGGGCAGUAUAGAGAACCAGAGGUCAACUUCUAAGCUGCCUUUGGCCCCAUUAGGCAGGGAAGAUGUAGUUGAUUCAAGGAAGCUGGCAAAAGAAAAAGGAGGUAUCCACUCAAUGUUUUAUACAAGGCCAGAGGAAACUGGAUCUCAAUUGCAUCAGACACCUGGGACAAAGUAUCCCUCAUUUGGCAGCAAAAGAGUAGGGGCUAUGCAUCUCUGUCCUGCCAGUGAUAAAGGGGAGGGCUUCAAUAUGGAUGAUGAACAGAAUGGAUGCAAAUUGGUUGGUACAACAAUUUCAGUUGCUAAAGAAUUGACAAAAGGUCAACCGUUCUUGCUGAGAAGUGAGAAGAACAAUAAAAAUCUUGGUAAAAUCAGGGGGGUCUUAGAUUCGGAUAAUGUACCAAAUGGGAGCAAGCUGAUUGAGAAUUCGCAGCCACGUGAUAAAGAAGUAACAAAAGGUGAAAAUAAUGUUAAAGAUCAUCAGACUUCAAGGGGAGGCUUAGAUUCUGAUAAUAUACCAAAUGGAAGCAAGCUAAUUGAGAAUUCGCAGCCAUGUGAUAAAGAAGUAACAAAAGGUGAACUUGUUUUGUUAGGAAGCGAAAAGAAUGUUAAAGAUUAUCAGACUUCGAGGGGAGGCUUAAAUUCUGAUAAUGUACGAAAUGGGAGUGAGCUGAUUGAGAAUUCACAGCCACGUUAUAAAGAAGUAACAAAAGGCGAACUUGUUUUGUUAGGAAGUGAAAAGAAUGUUAAAGAUCCUCAGACUUCGAGCUUAACUGAAAAGACAACUGGAUGCAGUGCCCAGACUCAUGUAAAUCCUAAACUUAUGCUUUCGAGCAUCGAAUCUUUGCGGAACUCAGAGAUCAUUCCAGCUGAAAGGAAUAAACUUUGUCUUAUAAAGGCUGGCAAGAAGGCGCCUGAUCUCUCUAGCAUGAGAACAGCUAGGACUGUAGGGGCAAGCAAAGCUUUUUCAAAUUCUAUUUGUCAGAGACAAGUUAAUUCCUCGAGAAAGUUCGAGCAAAACAUGGGAGUACAGGGCAAUACAGCAUCAAAGAUUGAGCGUCUUGUUGACAGUAAUGAGAAACAAAUGUCUCAAGCCGUGUCGUUGAAGCGGAAAAAAUUUGAGGCAUCAAAUGCAGAUUCAGAGUCCUCAACGCCUCUAAAACGACUCUCUGAGUCACCUAGUGAAAGCAGCAAUUUAAAAGUACCUUUGGAAAGAGUUCUUGAAGAGCAGGUUUUUAUUCGUGGGAUUCGGGCAGAGAGUAAUGCCAAGCACAUUACUGAUGACCAGCCAACCUUUGGACUUGAAAGUCCUCGAGAGGUAAACAUGAUGGAACUAGAAAUUCCUUUAGUUAUGGAGACUGACGGAAAUGUCGAGAAGGCUGAGGCAUAUACAAAGGAGCUUGAUUCUAUUUGCAACAUACUGAAAAAGAAGCAUGAGGAAGCCAAAGAAAUAUUAGUUCGAGCUAUUGUCAACAACAAUAAUUUGCUGAUGCUAAACCAUCCCAUCUAUGAAGAGAAGAUCCGUAAGAUUCAGAAUUUUGCUGCUCAACUGUUGUCCAAGGAGCUUCGAACAUGAUCAGUAGGAGCAACAGUUUUCCUAUCAAGAUAUGAAGCAUGCGUCACCUUUAAAAAUGGUGGGGAAGAGCAUGGGUUAAGCACUUGUGAUUGCAAGAGGAUAGCAUUGCUGGCCGGCCUACCAAUCCUUUGAGGCGUAGUAAGUAUUGAAGAUUGCACAAAAUCAAAUAGAAAAGGCCGGGUUGGAAUUUUAAUAGACUAGAACAAAUGAAUGUGGAAUAUUAGCAGGACAAAACAUAUAUUGGAUACGAGUACUGCUUUUGGUAGAAGCCAAUAAGCUGGGACUCCAGCUGGGGAAGAAUGAUAAAACCACAAAGGAAGCUUAACAUGAUAUGCAUGUUGACAUGACAAAUCACUUGGUGCAAUGGAGUUGAAUACAUUAGAGAGAAUGCGGAGUUUAAGAGAAAUUUUUAAUUGGAUUUUAAGAUUCUGGGAAUCUCUUGCUGAACAAAUUAGUCAAAACUGCGCACUAUCUGGUUUUUAUAUGAUUAGUGCGUAGUGGCCAUGGUACAGACAAACAUGCAAGGAAGAUUUUCUACAACAAACCUUAAAAACAUCAAAUUGUGUCCUUGGCAGGCUGUCUACUCCAUCCACUUGGACUUAUAUAUGUGACGAGGACUGAUUUUUUAUUAAGUCAAGCAAGUUUCCUUUCUUCUAUUUGGUUUCUUUAGCCGAAUUGCAAUUCCUCUUCGAGCAGGACAAGUUGACCAUUUUCUACUAAUAUACAAAGGCGGAAGAGCGAACGAGAGCAAAGAAAAAAAAGGCUGCUGCCGUGCGCUCAUUAGUGCAUGCAGCACACGUUUUUUAUUUUUAUUUUUAUGAUCAACCAUUGAAUUUAUUUUUAUACAUGUGGGUUCUAAAUAUUCAAUGAUUGAUCUUAAAAAAAAGUUAUUAGAGUUGUAUAAAGUUG
Molecule: messenger RNA, 3828 nt
Organism: Alnus glutinosa
Lineage: Eukaryota; Viridiplantae; Streptophyta; Magnoliopsida; Fagales; Betulaceae
Exons: 18
Coding region: 205-2919 (904 amino acids)
Source: RefSeq, a predicted model, not a curated record